GCGCCGCCAUGGAGGGCGAGGCGAACGGGACCCUCCAUCCGUCCUGCGGCGCCAAAGACCCUCCCUACUCGCAGGAGCUGCUCCAGAGCCUUGACCUACCUGGGAGAUUUCUCUUUGCAAUCUUGACCCUGAUGAUGCUAAUUGCUGAUCUGGUGUUCAUAGAGGAAGCUGUCUACAUCUAUAGGAAAAUCCCCUCCUCCAAAAGAGCAAUCAUAAUUUGGAUUACUGCUGCAGCUCCAGUGAUUGCAACUACUUCAUGCAUUGGCAUGUGGAUUCCUCGCUCAACAAUGUUUACAGAUUUCACAGCAGCAGUAUUUUUUGCUAUAGUUAUCCACAAGUUCCUGAUGAUGAUGAUUAAAGAGUGUGGAGGUCAAAAGCUUCUCCUCAGGAGGUUUGAAAAUGGUCGCUUCAAGAUCAGCACUGGUCCCUGCUGCUGCUGCUGUCUUUGCCUUCCUCGUGUGCGCAUCACUAGGCGAACUCUCUUUUGGCUGAAGCUGGGCACCUUUCAGUUUGCUUGCUUUCGACCCAUGCUCAUAUUCUUAUCAAUAGUGCUUUGGACUAAUGGCAAUUACACCCUUUCCAAUUUAUCUCCCAAAGGAGCUGCAAUAUGGAUUAACUGUCUUGUUGGUGUCCUCACCAUUAUUGGUCUGUGGCCAGUUGGAAUCAUGUUUCUACAAGUUAGAAAGGUCCUUACCUGUAAAAAGAUCAUCCCAAAGUUUGCUCUUUAUCAGUUUAUUGUCAUUCUGAACAACUUGCAAACAACUAUUAUCAAGAUGUUGGCUACGCAAAGGAUCAUUGCCUGUGUUCCACCACUCUCCUCUUCAGCAAGAGGAGCAUAUGUGAGCCAGCAGCUCCUCAUCAUGGAAAUGUUUCUGAUAACACUAAUCUCAAGGGUGGUCUAUCGGAGAAGAUAUGAUGACCUAGAGCCUCCUGAGUGUACAGCUGAAGAAGCUGGGGACAAAAAGCAGAUUCCUAAGACUAUGCUGAAUGGCACAGUUAGUGAAGAUGGAUUGCCAAGGGUUUAGAAGCCCUCUGUGCUCCUGUUCUGCAUGGGCCUGAAGCUCAGCUUCAGGAGCUUGUAUAUUUUUGCACUACAAACAGCUGCUGUUCAUGUCAGAAUAACUUCUGACAUAAAUGCCUGUCAGCUGCAGUUCUGAAAGGACCACUAGUGGCAAGAUAACUCUGUUGAUUCUCCAGUGAUAUAUACAUGGUGUGAGUGUUUUCUUACUGUGUGAUUUAGUGAGAUUUCAUACCAUGUACUUUUAUGCUGUUAUUGAGCACUUGGUGGUAGCCAAAAUAUCUCACAAUGUGAUUUGAUUUUAAUUUUUU
Molecule: messenger RNA, 1329 nt
Organism: Dryobates pubescens (Downy woodpecker)
Lineage: Eukaryota; Metazoa; Chordata; Aves; Piciformes; Picidae
Product: organic solute transporter subunit alpha
Exons: 8
Coding region: 9-1025 (338 amino acids)
Biological process (GO): bile acid and bile salt transport
Cellular component (GO): endoplasmic reticulum membrane; plasma membrane
Molecular function (GO): transporter activity
Source: RefSeq, a predicted model, not a curated record